Molecule: messenger RNA, 2571 nt
Organism: Macadamia integrifolia
Lineage: Eukaryota; Viridiplantae; Streptophyta; Magnoliopsida; Proteales; Proteaceae
Exons: 4
Coding region: 830-2380 (516 amino acids)
Source: RefSeq, a predicted model, not a curated record
UCAGGGGUUUCACUCUCCUCCUCCCCAGAAAGCCAUAGCUUUUUUUCCCUUCCUGCACAAAACCCCAAUUUUCCGCUCUACCCUGUCUCUGUUGCUUCUCUCCACUUUCUCACUUUACCGCAAGAGCCACCUCAAAAUCCUCCACUGAUCGCUUCAAACCCACACGAACCUUCUCUUCCUCUUCCUAUUUCUCUUACUCAUCUCCUACUCUCUUUUCUCUCUCCACUUGUCUGCAAACAAUUUGGUGGGGGGAUUUUGGUUGCAGGAGCACGAACAGGGCACGAACAGUAAAGCUGAAGGAGUGGAAGCCGCACAAGUUUGUAUGAUUGCUCAUGGACUUUACGAGCCUUGAAUCUCAAAGCUCAUUGUAGAGAAAAGGACUUUCAAGAGAUCUUUCUACUACAUUAGUCCAUACCAAGAAAAAGUAGCAAGGGUGCGCUUUUAGGGAAUGAGGGGAUGCAUCUUCUCAUUGUUUUGUACAGGGAUUUACCUUUCCACACAAAACCCCGACUUCUUGCUUCUCUCCACUCUCCACUCUCCACUCCCUCACUUUACUGUAAGAGCCACCACAAAAUCCUCCUCCGAUCGCUUCAAAUCCUCUCUUUUCCUCUGGUAAAACCAAAAAUUUCUGUGAAAAACCCAUCCCCCCUGUUGCUUCUCUCUACUCAGUCUCUAUCAGCACGAAACCCUCUCUGCCUCUUCUUCUUAUUUCCCUUACUCAUCUCCUGCUCUCUUCUCUCAAUAAUUGUUUGCAAACAAGCUGGUUGGGGAUUUUGGUUCCAGGUGCUCCAACACUAAAUACACGAACAGGGCACGAACAGUAAAGGAAAUGAGCGACAACGAGGGUGAAUUUUUUGAAUGUCAAUAUGAUUCCUCCUCUCUAGAAAGGGUGGUACCAUUUGGCCCUUCUGGUUUCUCAAAUCUACUGUUACUGAAGCCACAAGUGAUGAACGAAUUUCAAAACCUUCUGAACCAUACCAAGGCUGAAUUGGCAAAUAAGAAUGAUGAGCUUAAUGAAUUGCAAACUCUGCUGGACAAUACCAAGGCUGAAUUGGUGAAGAAGAAUGAUGAGCUUAAUGAAUUGCGAAGCCUUCUAGAUAGUACCAAGGUUGAAUUGGCAAAGAAGGAUGAUGAGAUGAAUAAAUUAAAGAAGCAAAAGAGUGAUCAGGGCUGGAAUCCUGAACAGUUCCGAGUGUCUAUUGUUGCAAUCACAAACUCAAUGAAGAAAGUGUUUGUUGAAUUUGGUCUUGAGCCACCGAAAAGUGGAGAUCCAAAGUCAGUGUUGAAGUUUCUUGAGAUGCUACAUGAUUUGAUCCUUAACAAAGAAUUCAAUUCCACUUUCUUAGUAGCCGCGAAUGGGAUACUGGCCUCUAUUGCAAGUAUAUUUGAAAAACGUAGUGGCUUAACCAUUGGCAUGGAAACAACGAUCAGUAAUCCAGCCCGUCUUAUUGACAGUCUAUUUACCUUAAGAGGCUUUAUUGAUUCCCACUUCUUUAUUGAUGCUAGUGUUAUAGUUGAGGAUUUCCAUCUGUUGAACAAGGACGACCUCCCAAUUAUAUUUUGGGAUUCUGCAGCAGAUGUGCCUGAGUUGAAGCAGAAGGAUAAAGGUGCAAAAUCAAUCGAUAACAUCGACAAAAACUUCCACUUCUAUGGGUAUUUCAACAUUCCAAUGGUGGGGAUGUUCAAGGGUGUUUUAACGAGAGUUCAUGUGAACUUGCCAGAUGAGGUCAUGGUGAAACUUCAGGUAGGCAAACAUACCCUUAAUGAUAAAAGGUUUUGGUUUGUCAAUGCUAACGGUGCAGGUAUAUUUCAAAAAGAGCUUUUGAGUCUUGAAGACAUCAAUUUCACCCCUUCUCGGGUCUUGGGUGACCGAACUGACUUCUUAGAGUUUUUGCCGAGGAUGAAUCGAACCUUCGUUAACGAGAAGGGUAAAUAUCUCAAGUUUGACUUUAUUGCCACCAAGAAUCCAAGACCGUUGGGUGACAAUGUGGUUCGCUAUUAUGAUAAGGAUUUUGUAAUGCAAAAUCCUUUUAAGUUGGUGCAAUUUGAUAAGAAUGAAAGUGUAAAAGAUAUCAUACAACGUGAAGUUUCAUUCCCUGCAUCAUUCUCAGGUAUGAGUCAGAAAUAUGCCACCUGGAUUGUAUAUGAAGCUCUGGGUAAUGAUUGUGCUUUCACGCUCCGAAAUAUCUGUUUAAUUGGGAAAAUAAUGAAAGCCUCUGAUACUUUUCGCAAGAAUGCUCUGGUUAGCAUCUUCUUCGAGCAAAACCAACAUGGGGAGAACUGUUAUGUAGAUGCUCUAGCAACAACUUUCUUUGUUUUUGAAACGGAGAAAACAUAUUGGUGGGACAAUGUUGAAAAAAAGCCUCCAAAAUUUGUUUAAUAGGGCUUGUAGUCAUGCACUUUAUUUUGUGUUUUAUUUUAUUUCAGUUUGUUUAAAAUUAGAGAAAAGAGAUAGGUGCGAAAAUGGUAGCUUCUGUUGAUCCUUUUUUAACCAAUCCGGUUAUGACGAUGUUGUAUCCACACAACAUCAUUGACCAAUUAUUGUAAGGUAGGGUGUUUUCUAUAAUUUCA